AUGGGGUUAGAGCCCAAGAUUAGCAAACUUGCUAGAUCGCUCACCGGCUUCAAUGGGGCCACGUCAAUCACUGUUGGAACGAUCGACCUUGACGUCCACUCACCCCCAGUGGUCUGCUUGCAAACCUUCAUGGUCAUCAACGAGGUCUCCCCCUACAACGGAAUUUUGGGCCGACCGUGGAUCAACAAAAUCGAGGCCAUCACAUUUGCUCUGCAUCAGAAGAUCCGCUCCCCCAUCCCUAGGGGCGGGAUUGGGCAGAUCAAUAGUGACCAAGCCAUAGUAAGGAGAUACACAGCGCAAGGGCUCAAGAAGAGCAAGCAGCUACAGUUCACACCAGUAAUCCAAGCUACCCACGAGGCAGGAAGCGCCCUUAGCAGACAAGUAAUCCCGAAAGGGAAGGGAGUUGCUGCCUCACAAUAG
Prunus armeniaca (apricot) is the source of this 420-nucleotide messenger RNA. NCBI's taxonomy places the organism in Eukaryota, Viridiplantae, Streptophyta, Magnoliopsida, Rosales, Rosaceae. The record is from the annotation of a GenBank genome assembly.